CCUUCCUUCUGUUGUCAGUGGGCGUAAGUGUGCGAGAGUUUCGCCGAUCGUAUUUUGUCCUCGCUGCUGUCCGCUUUUUGUUGUUCCAAGUUUAUUCUUCCUCUGUUUUCGAUUGUAGUUGCGGUGCUGAGAUCGUUGGAGCUUUCUUCUUCUCCUUCUUCUGUUUUCGAUUGUAAUGAGAUUUAGCAUGACGCACACAGCCACACACACACACAGUGACGACAAGGACAGGAGAAGAGGUGAAACUCAAGUGCACAAUCGGCUGGCUCUUGGGAGGACUGGGGGCGGUGCAAUCCAACUCCUCCUUCCAAAGAUCUGGUCAGAAAAUGAGAGAUCAGUAGUUGGAUAGAAUUUGGCUCCAAUAUGAAAAAUGCAUAGGCACUGGAAAAUUGACCUCAAUUUGAGAUCCCAAUUCUGGUUGUGGAAUUUCUACCGCCUAAGCAAUGUCGGAGCUAUGGAGCAGCAUAGAAAGAAGAUGCUUGUACCUUCUCCAAGAGAACAACUCCAUGGCCUCUCUCCUUCAAAUCCACGCCUUCAUGCUUCGAAACGCUCUCAACUACAAUGUCAAUCUCCUCACCAAGUUUAUCUCAAGCUUAUCCUCCCUUGCCCUUGCUGCUUCAUCCUUACAAGACAACCCUAUUGGUAUUACCCGACACGCUCAUCGCGUGUUUGAUCAAAGGCCUCACAAGGGCGAUGCAUUCUUAUGUAAUUCCAUGAUGAGGGCUUAUUUAGCUGGGCACCAGUGCAUUGAGUCUUUGACUCUAUAUAGAGAUCUUAGGAGGGAAACAGGUUUUAAUCCCGAUAAGUAUACGUUCACCAUUCUAGCCAAGUGUUGUACAAUGAACAUGGCCAUUACAGAAGGUGAGGAGAUACAUGGUGGUGUUGUGAAAUCAGGGAUUUUUUUGAAUUUGCAUGUAUCCACAGCUCUGGUUGACAUGUAUGCUAAGUUUGGUUUUAUGGGUAGUGCGUGCAAGGUGUUCAAUGAAAUGGCUGAGAGAAGUCAAGUGUCAUGGACAGCUCUUGUUGUUGGGUAUGCGAGGUGUGGAGAUAUGAACAAAGCGAGAAAGCUUUUUGAACAGAUGUCUGAAAAAGAUAGUGCUGCAUUUAAUGCAAUGAUUGAUGGUUAUGUGAAGUUAGGGAUUAUGGGUUUGGCUCAGGAUUUGUUUGACAAAAUGCCCAAUAAAAAUGUGAUUUCUUGGACUAGUAUGAUUUCUGGGUAUUGCCAUGACGGUGACGUUGAAUAUGCUAGGUUGAUGUUUGAUAAUAUGCCCGAGAAGAACUUGUUCAGUUGGAAUGCAAUGAUAGGCGGAUACUGCCAAAAUAAACAACCCAAUAAAGCUUUGGAAUUGUUUUAUGAAAUGCAGAGAAGUGAAUCUGCGGAACCAAAUGAAAUAACAGUUUCAAGUAUUCUUGGUGGUAUAGCUGAUUUGGGUGCUUUAGAUUUGGGGAUUUGGGUUCACAAUUUUUCCCAGAGGAAAGGGCUUGACAAAUCUGGUCGUGUAUGCACUGCACUAGUCGAUAUGUAUGCAAAAUGUGGUGAAAUUACAAAGGCAAAAUUGGUUUUUGAUAAAAUCAUUGAAAGAGGAGUUGCCUCCUGGAAUGCUUUAAUAACUGGUUUUGCAGCCAAUGGUAGGGCAAAAGAGGCUUUGAAAGCCUUUGCAGGGAUGAUAAAGGAAGGGCUAAAGCCAAAUGAGAUAACUAUGAUUGGUGUAUUAUCUGCUUGCAACCACUGUGGCCUGGUUGAGGAAGGAAAAAGAUGGUUCCAAGCCAUAGAGAAAUUCAGCCUUACUCCACAGAUUGAGCACUAUGGCUGUAUGGUUGAUCUUUUAGGAAGGGCUGGAUGCUUAGAUGAGGCUGAGAAAAUUAUCAAGAACAUGCCUUACAAUGCUAAUGGGAUAAUACUAAGUUCUUUUCUAUUUGCAUGUGGGUGCCACAAAGAUGUCGCAAGGGGGGAGAGAGUACUCAAAGAGGUAGUAAAAAUGGAUCAGUUGAGUGGCGGAGACUAUGUGAUGUUAAGAAAUAUGUAUGCAACAGAGCAAAGGUGGAUUGAUAUGGAAGAUGUUAAAUACAUGAUGAAGAAUAGUGGAUCAAACAAAGAGGUCGGUUGCAGCGUUAUUGGAGUUAACUCUGGCUUUGCAGAGUUUGUCGCUGGUGAUUGCUUGCAUCCUCAUCAAGAAAUUAUUCACUUAACAUUGGGGCAGUUAUGGAAGCACAUGAAGGUGGAUAUGAUCUAUUGAUCCGGUAAUAAGCAGAGAAAGAUGAAGAGAAAAAAAAAAAAAACAGAAAUGAGAAUUAGAGGAUAUACAAGAGCAUAUAUUUAAUUUUGUAAUAUCCUGUUCAAAAUUACCAUAUUUAGACCUUUAGGGCCUCAUAAUGCAAGCAAAAAAGUUUCUAACUUGAGCUGGUUUCCUUAUCAAUCUUGUGAAGCAUGAUGCUCUUUGCUCUUUGGCUCGUGAAGAAUGCCAAACUUCUCAUGUAUUUCUAUCUCUUGAUCUCAGUGAGGAGAUGGUUACUUCUCAUGCAUAAUCCUAGCCAUUGUCUCUUUGUUGCUUUCAAGUCUUAGGAUGUGUUUGGAAUAGCUUUUCAGAAGUGAUUUUAUGGAGUUUGGGUUAAGCUUAGGAGAGGAGUUUUGUCUUGACUUGCAUGAAAGCACUUUUUUUAAGUGAUUAUGAGGGUUCCUAAACACCCCUUUAGCCAAGCUUAUGUUUUGUUUGUUCAAGUAAACACUAAACACUAAAACUUUCCUCCUCCCUAUAACAGAUGAGAUUAUUGCUUCUCUUUUCCAGGCUUUUAAAGAGAGAGAAAUUGGUGAUUUCACUUAAUCAAUGAAUGGUGAAUUGGUGAACUUGAUUUAUGCUUGGAUUCUGUUUAUCAAGAUCACGCACAGUGUUUGAUAAGGUGCUUGACCAUAAGAUGAGCUAUAAUUGAAUUGGCAGCUAGCCAUUAUAAUAACAACUUUUGAUUGAUUUUAAUUUGUCAUUCAAUUUCCAUAUUAAGUAUGAAAGCGUUAGAGAUGUGGUCUUGAAGCUUUUUUUGGAGUUGUUAUCCGAUAUUCAAGAUAUUUAAAUUAGACUAUGUUGCAGAAAGGUUACAAGUAUUGAAUUGAGAUGCCAUCCUUUAUAUUUAAAUUUAAAUGUGAGAGCAGUGCAUAUGUUGAAUGAAUUAGAUUGUUUUCGAAUGUCAUACUUGCUUACAAAUGUUGGGUGCAUGUGCAACUUUUCCGUUGAAGAAUGAUGACAUUGGAAUGAUGAAUUAGACCUUCCUGAUUUGGAUAAGUGACAUUGGAAUGAUGAAUUACGGAAUGUAAUUGAUGUAAAGAUAAUUGAAGUGAAAGUUUAAGCUAUGUUGAGUUUUCUGUUGAUUAUGAAAAAGAAUUUUUAUUUCUUCUUUUUAAUGCAUUGCUGAAUGAGUGUUAAGGGAAGCAUGACAUACCAGUUGCAUUAGUGUUAGAUUAUUCUUCCUUUGGUGAAAAUUCAAGGCUAGACAUGAAAUACUGUGAUUAAUAUUGGCCAAUCAGAGUAUAAUGGUUUCUAUGAGAUUGUAAAUGGACUAGUAACAGUCCUUCCGUUUGGUGUGAGGACAUUCCAACGGAAAAUACUUGUCUAAAUGGUUGCUAAGGAGGGUAAAAAGAACCAUUGUGUUACCUAGCCAAUGAAUGAAUAUCAUCCCACUGUGAUUCAUGAAUUAUAUUUUUUAUCUGAUUAAUAUUUUAUUGCCAGAUGACGAAUUCACUUUGACUUGAAAGAAUCCUGCUGUAUUGAAGAAUUGUCAAGUGCUGUGAUAAAAAAUUGAGAUUUUAUUUUAUCUGUUUUAUAUAACAAGUACACGUUUGGAGUUAUUGAGAGGAAUUCUAAAGUUUUAUACAUGGAUUUUUAAGUUAACUCAUUUACAAUGAAAAUUAUAUGGUGAAUAUUAUGAUUCCAGACAUGAUUGAAAAUCACCACUAAAGGUCUAGGUUGUUUCUCUUCUCUAGUUUCUACUUCCCAGAUGGAAUAUAAUGUGUGCACCCGUUCUGUGACUAAUGAUUUAUUCAUUUGAUUUAAUCUUUUCUUCUCUUAGCUUUAUUGUUUGACUUUGAUUUCAUUCCUCACGUAUUUCACCUUCCAACACCACAUAUUUUAAACGUCUACUUUGGAACAAUCCGUCUUAGUCUCUGUGUGUUUUUUUUGUUUUUUUUGGAGGGGUUAAAAAAGUCGAGACUAAGCAGAAUAUUGGUCUUUCCUAUUUGGCAGUUGCCCAGGUGGCUGAUCUUACUGUUGACAUAAUUCUGACAAACAAAUUUCUGCUACUUAUGAAUUAAUUCCUGCUCAAACACACACAUAGAGUGGCAAAAGCCUUUUUGAAUCUUUUCAUCUAUGGUGGCAGAAGAAACAUAGUUUUGUGCCCCGGUGGGCAUAAAUAGUAACAGUAGACAAUCACUACCUAACAUCCAUGCAAAGAAAAAAAAAAAAAAAAAAGAGAGAAUCGGCUGACUAUGGGAGCCAAAAAAUAGACAUUUGCUUGCUUCAAGGUUUGUCAAUGUGUGUUUUGGGAUUUCAUGAAGACAGCAAACGAUGCUAAUUACACAAUGCCAAAAUAUAUGUUGCAGAAAGAAACUGAAAACACACCUGAUGAUGGCUGAAAAAUAUGUUAGGAAUUUUUAGUUAUUUAUUUACGUAAUUGAAAGGUUAAACAGUGGCAAUGAAGUGAAGGCCGAUGUGUCAGAAUAGUCCAGUUGGCAAUAGUUUGAUCUGGAAAUAUGAUACUAAUUGCUCAAUGCCAAAAUAUAUGUUUCUCAAUGGAAAAAAGUUGAUCUGAAUUUAAACCUUUUCUUACUUGGUUUGUAUGUCAGCAAUUCACAGGCGAAAAAGUGAACCAGAUAAUGGCAACUUGAGAAGUGUUGAAGAAAAGAUAAGAACUGGCAAUCUCCACCACGAUCCUACCAUAAACCCUGGCCUUGGUUCCUCUCUCUGUCCUUGCUGUCUCUCGCUUUUAAACCCUAUUUCUGUAUGUCUAUUAUUCUUUUUGCGAAAUUCUGAUGAAUUUACUUGGUCAAAAAUUCCUGUUGACUGUCAAUGUGAUCAUGUAGAUUCAGGAAAAAAGCUGAAUGGACAAUCACUUCUGUCUUACAUGAUGCCACUGCUGUGGUGAGCAAAGGAUGGUGGGGCAAUAUUGCUAUGUUCUGAAACUUCUGGGGCAACAUUUAUCAUGGAGUGUUUUGUAAUUGUAUGAACAAUGUGGUAUGCUUAGUGCAGUUCAUGGUUUUAACACAGGUAUUGCCGGUUCUGUUCCCCUCUACUUUAUUAUAGACAUCCUUUAUUGCUGACAUUGCUUAUUAACCUCUGACUGCGGGGAUCCCAUACCUACAAAAUCGUCUUAAGGGUCCAAAGUGGCUUCCUUUCAUCGUUGGGGUAUGCACGCUUUAUUUUACUUUGUUUCCUUUACAAAUAUUGAGCUUCAGUGGCCUUGCACUACCGUUGAUGCCUAUAAUGGUAUCAUUGAACUUCUAGUCAUCUUUAGUUCUUUGCGCUCAGCACGGUACAUUUUUCAUGUUUCUUGUUCACAUUCUUUAGCUAACUCAUAUUGUUCCUCCUUUGUUCACAGCUCCCUCCAUUGCUCAUAUUUUCUGGUGCAAGUGCUGCAUUUGAAGGUUAUGUGCUUCCAAAGUUUGCUCAACUCACUGUGACAUCUUAUCAUGCUGCCUCUAAGUGCCUCACAUUAUGGAAUCUCUCGUCCCCGGACAUAUUGAAGAUAACUACAAUUCUCAUAAUCAGCAAGAGCGGACCAGAUAAUCAUCUAGAGGGCACAUAGAAGAAAGAGAUGUUGCCCUUCACUAUUAUGUUUAUUUUUUAAAUAAUGACCAUGGGUUGGUAGGACUGUUCAAAUUUUGGGCACUGUUCAUUCUUUACCUUACCACCCUUCCAUGUGAAUAUUGUAUUUAUUUGGUCUUUGUUGUUGUAAUUUCCCAUCCAUUUGGUUUAGAUGGGGAGCAUGUGAUCUUAUAAUGGGUAACCUUUUUUUGAAAGAGGCUGAGAAAGAGAACUAGUAAGAUCACAUGAAUAGCUUGUAAUGAUUAUUCAUAUCAUUGGCCGGGUUCUAGAAAGCUUAAAUACUGAGCCAUCCAUGGGACAUUGAUAUGGUAACACGACAAAAUUUCAAGUAUAUGUGUAUCCAUAUACUUAAAUGUAUAUGCUUCAGGACAGAUUAAAACCUGAAUUUCUUUUUUGUA
Neltuma alba is the source of this 6208-nucleotide messenger RNA. Its product is annotated as pentatricopeptide repeat-containing protein At2g44880. Gene Ontology annotation, biological process: RNA modification. The coding region runs from base 444 to 2237 and encodes 597 amino acids. The record is from RefSeq and is a predicted model, not a curated record. The transcript is spliced from 4 exons. Gene Ontology annotation, molecular function: RNA binding; protein binding. NCBI's taxonomy places the organism in Eukaryota, Viridiplantae, Streptophyta, Magnoliopsida, Fabales, Fabaceae.